Molecule: messenger RNA, 4115 nt
Organism: Corylus avellana
Lineage: Eukaryota; Viridiplantae; Streptophyta; Magnoliopsida; Fagales; Betulaceae
Product: Carbohydrate-binding-like fold
Cellular component (GO): endoplasmic reticulum membrane
Molecular function (GO): carbohydrate binding
Source: RefSeq, a predicted model, not a curated record
CUCUCGCACCUGACAGUGCAAGAGUUCCCAGACACCACUGACUACUGAGUGUGCUCUAAUUUACAUAUUUUAUAUAUAUAUUUAUAAUAUAUCAAAAUCUCAUGUAAAAUAACCAGAUCUCCUUACCUUGCAAUGAAACACCCUCGCCGAGCUCCAAUCCUGCUGCGUAGAAUGACGAUCAGAGACGCUUUGCUGUGCUUCUUCAUCGUAAUCCAUUAUUUUUCAGCUGCUUCCGCUGAUUCCAUCCACGGCUGUGGCGGAUUUGUCGAGGCUAGUACGUCUUUGAUGAAGUCGAGGACGACGAAUGCUGCGAAAUUGGAUUAUUCUCAUAUCACGAUUGAGCUUCGCACGGUGGAUGGACUGGUAAAGGACAGAACUCAGUGUGCUCCCAAUGGCUACUACUUCAUUCCAGUAUACGACAAGGGUUCUUUGGUAAUUCAAAUAAAUGGACCAGAAGGAUGGGCGUGGGACCCAGAGAAGGUUCCUGUUGUUGUUGAUGAUACUGGUUGCAAUGGCAAUGAAGAUAUAAAUUUCCGUUUCACAGGGUUCACCAUUUCUGGUAAGGUGGUGGGAGCUGUGGGUGGAGAGAGCUGUGCUCUUAAGAAUGGAGGCCCUUCAAAUGUAAAAGUUGAACUUUUGUCUCCUAAUGGCGAUCUUGUCUCUUCUGUCUUGACAUCAUCAAUGGGGAGUUACUUGUUCACAAAUAUACUUCCAGGAAAAUAUGAAUUACGUGCUUCGCAUUCUGAUCUGAAAGUUGAAGUUCGAGGCUCCACAGAGGUGGAAUUGGGGUUUGGAAAUGGUGUAGUUGAUGACAUUUUCUUUGUCCCUGGGUAUGAUGUCCAUGGCUUUGUUGUUGCUCAGGGAAAUCCAAUAUUGGGAGUUCACAUGUAUUUAUACUCAGAUGAUGUCUUAGAGGUAGAUUGUCCCCAAGGUUCUGGUAAUGCCCCUGGACAAAGAAAGGCUCUCUGCCAUGCUGUAUCCAAUGCUGAAGGAAUGUUUAUGUUUAAAUCAAUACCCUGUGGAAGAUACGAGCUCAUACCUUUCUACAAGGGUGAAAACACAGUAUUUGAUGUUUCACCUCCCAUUGCAUCAGUGAUUGUUGAGCAUCAACAUGUGACAGUUCCCCAAAAGUUUCAGGUCACUGGAUUUUCUGUUGGGGGCCGUGUAGUUGAUGGAAAUGACGUUGGAGUGGAGGGUGUUAAAAUUAUAGUUGAUGGUCAUGAAAGGUCUAUCACUGACAAACAAGGAUUUUACAAGCUCGAUCAGGUUACUUCCAAUCGCUAUACAAUAGAGGCCAUAAAGGAGCAUUACAAAUUCAACAUACUGAAGGAUUAUAUGGUAUUGCCAAACAUGGCUUCGGUUACUGAUAUUAAAGCAGUUUCCUAUGAUGUAUGUGGUGUAGUUCGGAUGGUUAGUGCUGGUUUCAAGGCAAAGGUAGCUUUGACUCAUGGACCAGAAAAUGUCAAACCUCAAGUGAAACUGACUGAUGGAAGUGGAAAUUUCUGCUUUGAGGUUCUACCAGGUGGAUACCGCUUAUCUGCUAUGGCAGCUACACCUGAGAGUGCUCCUGGACUCAUGUUUUUGCCAUCGCAUGUUGACAUUGUUGUCAAAAGUCCAUUGUUGAAUGUUGAAUUUUCUCAGGCACUAGUCAAUGUACUUGGUACUGUAGCCUGCAAGGAGAACUGUGGCCCGUUAGUUUCUGUUACCCUUGUGAGAUUCGCUGGUAAACGCAAUGAAGAGAGAAAGACAGUUACUUUGACUGACAACAGCAGUGAAUUCCUCUUUUCAAAUGUCAUCCCUGGACAAUACAAGCUUGAGGUCAAACACAACUCCCCAGAAGGAGUGACAAGGGAAGAUAAUUGGUGCUGGGAGCAGAGCUUCAUUGAUUUGGACGUUGGUGCUGAGGAUGUAGAAGGAAUUGUAUUCGUUCAAAAAGGUUACUGGGUUAAUGUUAUCUCCACCCAUGAUGUAGAUGCUUACAUGACUCAAGAAGAUGGGUCACCUGUAAAUUUGAAGAUUAAGAAAGGUUCCCAGCAUAUAUGUGUAGAAUCUCCCGGAUUGCAUGAACUUCAUUUUGUUAACUCAUGUAUUUUCUUUGGGAGUUCAUCAAUGAAGAUUGAUACAUUCAACCCUUUGCCCAUCUAUCUGAAAGGAGAGAAGUAUCUACUUAAAGGACGGAUCAAUGUUGAAUCUAGCACACUUGAUGGUGCAUAUGAAGUACCCGAGAGUAUUGCUGUGGACAUUCUGAACAGUGGGGGCAGUGUUGUUGAUGGUACCACAGCUAAACUUAGUUCCAAUGACAAUGAUCAAACAAGUGCUGCCAUUUAUGAGUUCUCUGUAUGGGCUAAUCCUGGAGACAAACUUACCUUUGUUCCUCGGGACUCAAGGAAUAAUGGGGUGAAGAAGAUCUUGUUUUAUCCUAGACAACGUCAUGUCUCAGUGACAAAUGAUGGUUGUCAAGCUUCCAUUCCUCCAUUUUCUGCUCGGUUGGGCUUAUAUAUUGAAGGAUCCGUUUCUCCUCCUCUUUCUGGUGUUCAUAUUAGUAUUCUUGCUGCUGGAGAUAGCCACAUUGCUGCCCUUAAGAACAGUGAAUUAGUACUUGAAACUACCACAAAGAUGGAUGGAUCCUUCAUUGCUGGACCUUUAUAUGAUGACAUAACGUAUAGCGUUGAGGCUUCGAAGCCUGGAUAUCAUCUGAAACGGGUUGGACCUCACUCCUUUUCUUGUCAGAAGCUUGGUCAAAUUUCUGUACAUAUACAUUCUAAAGAUGGUGCUAAGGAACCUAUUCCAUCCGUGCUGCUAUCAUUGAGUGGAGAAGAGGGUUAUAGGAAUAACUCAGUAUCUGGGGCUGGUGGAACAUUCCAUUUUGAUAACUUAUUUCCUGGAACUUUCUAUCUGCGUCCUCUGCUGAAGGAGUACGCUUUCUCACCACCAGCACAGACAAUAGAACUUGGUUCUGGGGAGUCUAGAGAAGUCACUUUCCAGGCCAUCCGUGUGGCUUACAGUGCUACAGGGGUGAUCACUUUGCUGUCUGGCCAACCCAAAGAAGGUGUUUCAGUUGAAGCCCGGUCUGAGUCAAAAGGUUACUAUGAGGAAACAGUGACUGAUUCAUCUGGAAGUUAUCGUCUGAGAGGACUCCAUCCUGACACUACAUAUGUAAUAAAAGUAGUGAAAAGGGAUGGUCUGGGUAGCCCGAGAAUUGAGCGUGCAUCUCCAGAAUCUAUUCCUGUUAAGGUUGGAUCUGAGGAUAUCAGGGGCUUGGAUUUCCUGGUCUUUGAACAGCCAGAGAUGACCAUUGUAAGUUGCCAUGUUGAAGGAAAGAGAGUAGAGGAACUAAAUUCACAGCUAAUGGUGGAAAUAAAGUCAGCCAGUGACAUGACUAAGAUUGAGUCAGUCUUCCCUCUGCCACUUUCCAACUUCUUCCAGGUGAAGGACUUGCCUAGGGGCAAGCACCUUCUGCAGCUCAGAUCUAGUCUACCAUCAACCACCCACAAAUUUGAGUCCGAGAUUAUCGAGGUCGACUUAGAGAAGAAUACCCAAAUUCAUGUUGGUCCACUCAGAUACAAAGUUGAAGAGGACCACCACAAACAGGAGUUGACUGCGGCACCUGUGUUUCCUCUCAUUGUUGGGGUUUCAGUGGUUGCUCUGUUUAUCAGUUUUCCACGAUUGAAGGACUUGUAUCAAUCCACUGUGGAUAUACCAACCCCAGGAUUCACUGCAACUGUGAAGAAGGAAGCACGAAGGCCAAUUUUGAGAAAGAAGACUUACUGAAUACCCUUUUUGUGCGCAUAGAAGACAGAAAGUUUUGGUGUUAAAUCUAAUCUUCUGUUUAAGUUCGUUCGAAGACGAGCUAUCCUUGGGGAGAGCAUUAGGGUUUUGAAAUUACCAAUUAGAUUAGGGCUUUUUUUUUUUUUUUUUUUUUUUCCAAUUUAAAACUAUAAGAUUUUUUCUGGUUAAAUUUAGAAGCAAAUGUAGUUAUUUAGAAUAACCGGUUCAUUCAUAUAAUUGAUGCUGGCCAUUCUUCUUCUCAUGUCAACAUCUCUGAAUGCUUGUGCUGAUGCUUCCAGUUUCCUCCCAUUUUAAACCAAUGCAAGGCUUAUCUUCGCAGAUUUCAA